UGGGCAGAGGGUUCCGUGGUACCAUGGCCCUGGGCCGGCCGGCGGAGCGGGCAGGUCCCGGCGCGGCGCUGGCGCUGCUGUGGCUGCUGGUGCGGGCGGCCGCCCCCCCGGCCGUGUGCCCUCCGGGCGACGCGGGCUGCCGCCUCCUCAGCGUGGCCGACCUCUUCGACCGCGUGAUCCGGCACUCGGGCAGGAUCCACAGCCUGUCCACCGAGCUGGAGAAGUACUUAACGCCCCGUGACAACGAGCUGGGCAGGCCCGCGAGGAAGUGCCACACGGCCACCAUGCUGACCCCCAACGGCAAAGAGUACGCCCAGAAAAUCACGAGAGAAGAACUAACCUACUUGAUUCUGAAGCUUCUGCAAGCCUGGAAAGAGCCACUUUCCCGCUUUAAUCAGCACAUUGAAAACCUUCAGGAGCUACCUGGUGAGAGCCUCAGCAAAGCGAAGCAAAUCAGCAACAUGGUGCAUGAGCUGGAGACUGGGGUUGAGAAAGUGACAGAAAAGAUGCAGUCAAUGGGCAUCAUCAGCAAUUCAUUACAUGGAAUGGCAUCAUCUGAAGCUGCUGGCUUAUCAAUUAGUAAUGAAGCAAAUGUGAUGAGUGACUCUGACUUCAUUCACUGUUUCAGGAGAGACUCCAAUAAAGUACAAAGCUACUUAAAGAUUCUGAAAUGUAGGAUUAUGCCAGAAAACAGUUGUUGAGUAGUAAUCUCUUAGCAGGCAGUUUUCAGCAUGCUGUUUAUUUAGAUAGAAAAAUAUAAUUUAUUUACAAUAAGUUUAUUAGGAAAAAGGUUUGGAAACUCUGGCAGUUACUUGAGACUGUUAUCCUAUGCCGAUAGAAUAUUAAAUAAAGCAUCAUGUGUGUACGUGGGUAAGCACAUAAAGACAAAAAGGAGUACUCUGGCAGUAGAUGAAGCGAUGUCUUUGGUACAAUUUAGACAUACAGGCAGUUGAAAAUGAAAGUUAGUUUGGUAAACCUUGGUACAAAUAUAUCUAAAUACUAUAAGUUUCCGUAUGGAAAAACAGUGCUCAAUUCUGGUCUGAGCACCAUUUCAGUGUGGGAGUUGGGUAUGGCUGAUGCAGCAGUGAGUCCAU
Messenger RNA from Gallus gallus (chicken), 1094 nucleotides. It is a transcript of the gene PRL2, whose product is annotated as prolactin like. The coding region runs from base 24 to 701 and encodes 225 amino acids. The record is from RefSeq and is marked provisional. Gene Ontology annotation, molecular function: hormone activity. Gene Ontology annotation, cellular component: extracellular region. Gene Ontology annotation, biological process: response to nutrient levels; positive regulation of receptor signaling pathway via JAK-STAT. The transcript is spliced from 5 exons. NCBI's taxonomy places the organism in Eukaryota, Metazoa, Chordata, Aves, Galliformes, Phasianidae.